AAAUUGAAAGAUCAUUUCAUCAUGGCGCAAUCACCUAUUCCUGACUCGGUAACUGACUUUAUAACGAUGACUUAUCAAGAAAACUGUUCCUGUAUAGUGUCAAUGGAUGACAUUGAUGAGUCUGGAACGAUGGUUGACAAGUAUCUUCCUGCAGAAAAUGAUUCAUUACAAAACGGUGGUUUCAUAGUUUCUUGUUUUGCCUACGACACCAAACCACAUUACACUGUUAGGAAAGUGACCAUAAAAAAUAAAGAGUGUUCAAAUGACGAGCGGGAAUUCUAUCAUUUUCAAUACAGGAAAUGGACAGCCGGGAUGAAUGUUCCUGUAAGCGUUGAAGAAUUUUUGGAUUUUGUAAAAGAUGUCGAGGAAUAUGCCACACUUAGUAAAGAAAAUCCCCAUGUAAUGGUUCAUUGCUUAAACGGCAGUGAACGAAGUGGAAUAUUUUGCGUCAUUGCAAUUAUGGUGGAAAAACUUGUGUAUGAUCAGCAAGUCAGUGUGAUGAAUACUUUGAGACAGUUACGGAAAAGGAGACCAUAUGCAAUAAAUGGAAUGGAGCAGAUGAUGUUUUGUUUUCAAGCUUCACGAGCCAUUGUUCAAAUGCACAGAAAGAACUGCAUCUGUUAUGAUAAUCUGUUAUAACAUAAAAUGCAAACAUCACAACGUCCAACUUUCCAAGUUUCAAAGAGUAUUUGUAUAUCUCAGUAUGUAUAUACAUGUAUUCAUAACACAAGAAAGAAAUUCAGAGAAAUUAGUAUAAACAUGACAAUGUGUCUACAGAGGACGACCUUCUUUCAAAAAGAUUAAUGAUUAUCAUGUAAUAAUAUAUGAAUUUGUUUAUUUAACUGCUGUGUUUAUCGUUUAUAAUUUUUCCUGUUUUUCCCCUAUUAAAUUACUCACAAACAAAACACUCUGUUCAUUUGUAUAACCCAGAGCCAACCAGUAGCAAUGCAUUAUCCUUUGCAACAAAAUUAAAAAACUUCAAAAGGUAUAUUAUUUACAAAUAUCGGCUGUUAACUUUAAAAAGAUGCUUAUUCGUGUUUUAUUA
Messenger RNA from Ruditapes philippinarum (Manila clam), 1045 nucleotides. RefSeq names its product tyrosine-protein phosphatase non-receptor type 1-like. Gene Ontology annotation, biological process: protein dephosphorylation. Bases 22 to 639 code for a protein of 205 amino acids. The transcript has 5 exons. Lineage: Eukaryota; Metazoa; Mollusca; Bivalvia; Venerida; Veneridae. The record is from RefSeq and is a predicted model, not a curated record. Gene Ontology annotation, molecular function: protein tyrosine phosphatase activity.